Molecule: messenger RNA, 4050 nt
Organism: Grus americana (Whooping crane)
Lineage: Eukaryota; Metazoa; Chordata; Aves; Gruiformes; Gruidae
Gene: AGBL5
Product: AGBL carboxypeptidase 5
Exons: 14
Coding region: 824-3913 (1029 amino acids)
Biological process (GO): proteolysis; protein deglutamylation
Molecular function (GO): zinc ion binding; metallocarboxypeptidase activity
Source: RefSeq, a predicted model, not a curated record
GCGAUUUCAGAACCACCAUUUCCACACCCACCCCCGGGGCUGCGCUGCCUGCACGGGCAGCUGCCUGCACUGCCAGGGGGAGCGUGCGUGUGUGCUUACAGGUGUGUGUUCUUGUGUGCACGCGUGGGUGGGCGCGUUUGUGUGUGUACACACGUGCUCGUGUACGUGUGUGGGCAUUGUAUAGAUGUGCACGUGUGUACGUCUGCAUAUACGUGUGUGCUUACGUACAGGUAUACAUAAGCGUGCACGUACACGUGUGCAUGGGCACGUGUGUGUGUAUAGGUGUGUGUGCAUAGGUGUGUGUGCAUACGUGUCUGCAUAUACAUGUGCAUACAAAUGUAUGUAUGUAUAGACGUGUGCAUAUGUGUGCAUGUGUUCUUAUGCACACGUAUGUAUAUAUGUGUGCACGUGUGUUGAGGGGUGUGUGCACGUGUGUGUACACGGUUGCACGUCUGUGUGCUUUUAUGUGUGUGUGUUCGUGUGCACGUGUGUGCAGAUACGUGUGUUUACGUGCGGGCGUGCACGUGCCCGCCCGGAUGCCUGUGCACAUACACGCACGUGCGCACAUACGCACACACGCGCACGUACACGCGCACAGGCGCGUGCGGAGGGGGCGUGGCCGAGAGGGCGUGGCCAGCGGCGGGCGGGGCCCCGCGCGGCGCUGCUACCCGUUGCCGAGGCGCCGUCCAACGGGCGGGUGCGUUGCUAGGGAGCGGCGGGCCAAUGGGCGAGCGCGUUGCUGUUGCGAGGCGGCGCGGCGGGCCGGGCCGGGCGGCGGAGCGGAGCGGGGCGAUGAGCGGGCGGCGGCGGCGGGCCGGCAGCCAUGGAGAUCCGCUGCGGGGGGCUGCUCUUCAGCUCCCGCUUCGACUCGGGCAACCUGGCGCAUGUGGAGCAGGUGGAGCCGCCCGAGGCGGGGCGCGGCCCCGCGGCCUGGGGCGCCGCCCUCCCCGCCGCCGACUACGAGUUCAACGUCUGGACGCGGCCCGACUGCGCCCAGACCGAGUAUGAGAACGGCAACAGGUCCUGGUUCUACUUCAGCGUGCGGGGGGGCGCCCCGGGGAAGCUGAUCAAGCUGCACAUCCUGAACAUGAACAAGCAGAGCCGGCUGUACUCCCAGGGCAUGUCCCCCUUCGUGCGGACCCUGCCCGUGCGGCCCCGCUGGGAGCGCAUCCGCGAGCGGCCCAGCUUCGAGAUGGUGGAGACGCAGUUUGUGCUGUCCUUCGUGCACCGCUUCCUGGAGCACCGCGGUGCCACCACCUACUUUGCCUUCUGCUACCCCUUCUCCUACACGGAGUGCCAGGAGAUGCUGGCGCAGCUGGACGGCCGGUUCCAGGAGUGCAGGCACAUGUCUCCCAGCAGCCCCCUCGACUCUGUCUAUUACCACCGGGAGCUGCUCUGCCACUCCCUGGACAAGCUGCGAGUGGACCUGCUCACCGUCACCUCGUGCCACGGCAUGCUGGAGAAGCGGGAGCCCCGGCUGGACAAGCUCUUCCCAGACACCGCCACUCCCCGGCCACGCCGCUUCGCAGGGAAGAGGGUGUUCUUCCUGAGCAGCAGAGUCCACCCAGGAGAAACACCCUCCAGCUUUGUCUUCAACGGCUUCCUGGACUUCAUCCUGCGGGAGGAGGACCCCCGCGCCCAGAUGCUGCGGCGGAUGUUCGUCUUUAAGCUCAUUCCCAUGCUGAACCCCGACGGGGUGGUGCGAGGCCACUAUCGAGGCCCGCAGGCAGCAGCCACCUCUCUGCGCUUCCCCCCGGAUCUGCAGCAGGGCCUGGGGCUGCGGAGAUCGGCUCCUGGGUCGAGGCUUUCCAGCUCAGGCGAGCAAGGCUGUCCUGCGCCUUUGCGGCCCUCAGACGCCGUCCUGGCCCGUCGCGGCUCUCCCUGGACCGACUCCCGUGGGGUAAACCUGAACCGCCAGUAUCUCAACCCCGACGCCGAGCUGCACCCCGCGGUGUACGGGGCCAAAGCCGUCCUCCUCUACCACCACGUUCACAGCCGCGUCCUGCCGGGCUCUCCUGACUGGAGGACGUACGUCUCCCCGCUCGGCACCAGCUCGCUAAGCACAAAACCUUCCAACCAUUCCGUCCGCAGCAGCGCCCUGUCCCCAGAGACAGCCCUGUCGGAGCUGGAGAAAGCCAAUAACCUCCGCAACUUGCCCGGCACCUGGCGUGCCGGCACCUACUUCGGCCCCUCUCAGGAAUCCCGGCUCACGGGAGCGCCUGCCGCCGAGCUGGGCGACAAGGAGCAGGCUGUCUGGAUCCUCCCUUCAGGCCGCACCGCGGAGCACCACGAGGAGGAAGCCAGGAGGCCUUCACCGGCGCCUCUCCCCGAAACCAUCCUGCCCCAGGACAGCGGGCUGGCCUACUACGUCGAUCUCCACGGGCACGCCUCCAAGCGCGGGUGCUUCAUGUACGGCAAUAGUUUCAGCGACGAAAACGAUCAGGUGGAGAACAUGCUGUUCCCCAAACUCAUCUCCCUGAACUCGCCCCACUUUGACUUCACGGGAUGCAACUUCUCGGAGAAGAACAUGUACGCCAAAGACAAGCGGGACGGGCAGUCGAAGGAGGGCAGCGGGCGGGUGGCCGUCUACAAAGCCUUGGGGAUCAUCCACAGUUACACGCUGGAGUGCAACUACAACACGGGGCGCUCGGUGAACAGCAUCCCCGUGGCCUGCCACGACAACGGGCGGGCCAGCCCGCCGCCCCCUCCCGCCUUCCCCUCCAAAUACACCGUGGAGCUGUUUGAGCAGGUCGGGAGAGCUUUGGCCGUGGCGGCGCUGGACAUGGCAGAGUGCAAUCCCUGGCCCCGCAUCGUCCUGUCAGAGCACAGCUGCCUCAGCAACCUGCGAGCCUGGAUGCUGAAGCACGUGCGCGGCAUGAAGGGCGCAGGCGGGGGCCCGCGGCGGAGAGGAGGUGUCAGGACCCCCCCCAGGAGCUCCACCGGGCUGCCCACCUCCGCCUCCGAUAACACCCUGUCCCACACGAGGAGCUUCGGCGCCGGCGGGAGCGGUGGCAGCCAGCAGGACUCGCCGCAGAUCAAAGCCUCCCCCAGCUUCACCUUCAGCUGCGGCAGGCCCUCGGGUCCGGCCGCCGCAAGCCAGAGUCCUCAGAGAGGCAGCGGCAGAGCCCCGGCACCGGGCAGAGGGACCCUGCCAGCGGGUGCCCGGGCAGCGCCGAGCACCGGCACCAGCCACAGACCGCGGGAGGCCCAGCACGGCGUGGGAGAGCCGGCAGCUGCCCAUGGCACAGCACUGCUGCAGGCGCUCCCCACGAAGCCGGAUGCCGGGAGGGCCCCAGAGCAGCCCGGCCCGGGGGGGCCCCCGCCGCGCCCCAGCAGGAUCCCCGUGCGGAGGAAGGGGGUAGCGACGUGCCAGAGCCUGCCACGGCUCCGCACCGACAGCACCGCAGCCCCCCGGGCCGGGAAGCACAGCCACAGCGGGCCACGAGCCUCGGAGCCCCCGCCAGGUAGGGCCCGGCACUGGGGCUGCCGCGGCACCCGCUCCAGCAACUGGCCUUGGCGCAGCGCAGGGGGGGACCGUCACCCCCGGCGCGGUGACCGCGGCAGGCAGAGGGUGACGCCGGCCUCUGUCCCCGCAGGGCUCUGCCAGGAGCCCCCCAGGGGGGAGCGGAGCGCCGAGGGACUCCUCCUGCGCGGGGGCGAGGGCCUGCUCCCCCAGGUACGGCCCCGCGGCGUCGGGGGGCUGCGGUGCGGGCAGGGUGACCCCAGCCCCGCUCUGCCCCGUGCCGGCAGGGCCUGGGCAGGGGCCGUGGUGCUGGGGAGGGGGCUGCGGCCCCUCUGCCCUGGCCCCUCUCCACCCCGCUCUCCCCCACCGCAGCGCCCGCCGGGCCCGGCCACGGCCCCCCCCUCGCUCAGCUCCUACCGGCAGCUCCUCUUCUUCUGCGCCAAGGCCUGACCGCAGCCACCAGCACCGGCCCCGUGCCGCCGGCCCGUGCCGGGGCACCCCCCACAGCCGCGGGGCCCCCCCAGACCAAAGCUGCACCAGCGCAGAGCCAGGGCUGCGGCGGUGCCGGGGGUCUCGGACCUGCUCUG